Anopheles moucheti is the source of this 884-nucleotide messenger RNA. RefSeq names its product trypsin epsilon-like. Lineage: Eukaryota; Metazoa; Arthropoda; Insecta; Diptera; Culicidae. Gene Ontology annotation, biological process: proteolysis. The coding region runs from base 39 to 884 and encodes 281 amino acids. The record is from RefSeq and is a predicted model, not a curated record. The transcript has 4 exons. Gene Ontology annotation, molecular function: serine-type endopeptidase activity.
CACGUCCGCGGUGUAACAACGUUCGGUCAGCGGUCAGAAUGCGAUGCACCGUCGGUAGUCUUCAAGUGGUGAUGGUCUGUGCCAUCUGUUGCGCAGAUUCAAUUUUCGCUUAUUCCCCGCUGCCUCUCGAGACCGUCAUCGCGCGGGUGAAUCGUGUGCCACACACAGUUUCCUUGCCGCCGGCAGAUGGCGUCCGGACGGCACGAAUCAUCGGUGGAAGUAAGACAACGAUCGAGGACGUUCCUUAUCAGGUUUCGCUCCGGUAUUUCAAUAAUCACAUCUGCGGUGGAUCCAUCAUAUCUCACUCGUGGGUACUGACGGCAGCCCACUGCCUAGAUUGGUAUCCCAACAAUGAUGAAAUUUCAGUCCGUUCCGGGAGCACCUAUCAAUCGACGGGUGGAUCGCUGCAUGCGGUAUUUUACUAUCACCUGCACGAGCACUACGACAUGGAGGAGUUUCAGUGGGACGUAGCCACAAUACGCGUCCGAUCGCCCAUGGUGACUGACCCGGCUAGAGCGCCCAUUCCGCUGUCACCGUUGCCCGAGUGGUCGAUGGCGCAGCGUGUUACGGUGGCCGGUUGGGGUUACUUGGCAUCCUCCGGCAAGGUCGUCGAUAGCUUGCAGAUGGUUCGGCUGGAUGUUGUUCCGCGGGAGAUUUGCAACCAGAGCUGGACCGGCUACAUUACGGACGACAUGAUUUGUGCCGGUGGUCCGGGUGUCGAUGCAUGCGCGGGUGACAGCGGCGGACCGGCGGUACAGGAUGGGCUGCAGUACGGAAUCGUGUCGUGGGGCGCCAUCGAGUGUGGGAACGGUCUGCCCGGAGUGUACACCAGCAUCGCUCAUCCGUCUGUUCGGAAUUUCAUUCGCCGUACCACGAUGGUGUAA